UCGGUUUUCACAUUAAACGAUCAUUUUAAGGGCGAACCAAUCAAACUGCAAAUUUAUACAAAUUGAUACUAAACGGGUUAUAUUAAUUUUAUAACAAAAAUUAAGUGUGUAAAUAAGUUUGAACGGAGUCGUAAUUAAAACUAAUUGGGUGUAAUAUAGCGAUAAUUAUUUUGUAUUAACGCGGGUUUUCGCCGGAAUUUUGUCCUUUUCGACGUUUCGCACGGAUUUCGGCGGUAUUUUUUUUUUAAACUCGCACACCGGGAAGUGGACUUGUGUUCGAAAUUUGAAAAUUUAAACAUGACCGUUGGUCAUUCGCGUGAUGUUUUAUUAGCGAACCGACAAUAAAGUAUUUAUUUUUUUAUAAAGUGUAUGAGAAAGUGUUUUUUUUUUCUACCGUAGUUUUAAGCGUUCUGUGUUCAUAAUUGUUAAUUAUAAAUGGUUUACGAUGGAGUGCUGAAGACGAUGUCGAUAUAGGGGGCGGCCAGGGUUGGCCUUUUGAGGCCAUGCUCAACAACCUCACAGCGACAGCUUUAGGAGGUCACAAAGAUUCGUGCUCCGAGGAGAGUAAGCAGCACGAGAUCAAACCGAACAUCGAGCGACCGCACCAUGCGCUCGGAGCGCGGUUACACAUCGCACACAACAUACGGGCUGAACACUUACAAGGUGGCAUCCACCAGCAACACAGUGGCGGGCAUAUGGCGACGGUGCCAGUCAGCAUGUCCUCGUCAGCAUCAGACAGCGAUAAGCCCGCCAAGCAGAAGAGGCACAGGACAAGGUUCACGCCCGCACAAUUGAACGAGUUAGAACGAUGUUUUUCCAAGACACACUAUCCUGAUAUUUUUAUGCGGGAGGAGAUAGCCAUGAGGAUCGGCCUGACCGAAAGCCGAGUUCAGGUUUGGUUCCAAAACCGCCGGGCGAAAUGGAAGAAACGCAAGAAGAGUACCAACGUGUUCAGGUCUCCCGGUGCUUUGCUGCCCUCCCAUGGUCUCCCUCCCUUCGGGGCGGGCGACGUUUGCAGUCCUGGGGUGUUCGCUGAUAGACCCUGGUCAAUGCCUGCUGGUCUCGGCCAGCUGUCACAAGGCGGUGUGUCGAUGGGCGGGUUCGGAGCAAGCACACUGCCGCAGCUCGCUGCUGACCUAAAUCCUUCACUCCCCAUCAGCUCCGUGGCGUCCGGUCAGCCGUAUCAGUCACACUAUCCUCUUAAUUCAUUAGGGGACACGAUGAUGUCAUAUUGUAAUAACAUAAGUGGGGGCCAACAGUCAGCCGGACCUCUGGAAGGAUCCCCAACACCACCCCACAUGGCUCACUGCGCCAACAACAAUGCUUCACCGACUGCGUCAGGAAAUGGCGGGGAGCAGGUAGAAGAAGAAGUGUGGCGUGGGCACAGCAUCGCUGCACUGAGGCGACGAGCUUCAGAACUUUCCGCUGCCAUUCCGCCAUACCUGCAGUUGAACUACGACGCGCACAGCCCAGUCUACUGACCUAAUGGCGGUUCAGCAUCUCGUCAGUUUGAUAGAACCGCUGUCCGCCAUUUCAACGAACUGUCUACACAGUACCAUUAAUGUAUUCUAUUCUUAAAAUUAGCUGUGUCAAACACCGGACGUCCAAUAACUUUCUCUUUGGAUUUUCGAUAUUUUUAUUCAUGCUAACUUAACCAAUUCAACUGAAAUGAAUAAUAAUGAAAUGAACUGGUAAUUUGACAUAAUUUAUAAUUCGAUCAAUGUUUUUUUUUUUUUAUAAUGACUAACGCAAUUAUUUACAAUAACAAUUUUGAUGCUUGUCUUUUUUAUUGGGAGAACCGUGUUACGCCAUUUUGAUAUUCUAAUAUAACUGAAUUCCGCCAUAAUAGCGAACUUUGCGUGCACAAAGAUAUGGUUUUUCAAUUGAGAACAAAGGAUAAAUAUAUUUUUUUAGAAUAUUUAAAACAUCUUCUAUUAUUAUAAUAAAGUACAUAACAAUAAAAAAAAAUGUAAAAAAGCAUUUAACGACAAUUUUAUAAUUAAUUUUGUUAUUUGUCUGAAAAAAAAAAGAAAAUUUUAACUAAUUUUCACAUUUCUCAAAUGAUGGACAUAGCAAAAACUGUAAUAGCAUGUCUAAAAUAUCAUACAUUCUUACGUUUGACCCUAAAUGGUCACGUAUAGUGUGGUCUCAAAGGAAUUUUCUCCUGCGAACGAUCAAGCUGUGAAAUAAGCUCCCUGCUGAGGUCUUCUCUACCGACUACAUAAUUACAACAUUACCAUCAGACAGGCUGAAUACUUGUUUGCCACCUUUGUGGUAUUAAAAAAAAACAUUAUAUUAAAAAAAAAUUUUUUUUUUCCUUGUGCAAUCGCGUCAAAGUUCUCGCUGAUUAUCAGCUGUAUAUAAAUACGUAUUUCCACAUACAAUAAUAGUCCCAACACGGUGACGGGGACAUUCUCACCGGGACAUUUAUUUAUAGUAAAAAAUUGAGCUGUAUUCGAGUAAAUACAUGUAUACGCAUUCGUACAAUAAAUAAAUUUAAAUAUUAAUGAUAAUAUAAGCUAUUUAUAUCAUAAGCGAUUAUAAAGGUAUUAAAUAGUUUUUAAAAAUUUAGACAUUAAAAUAUCGGUGUAUUUAUGGGGCUCGUUGGACUGUCAUAUAUAUAUGAUUGUAACUAUAUUAGUUUAUGAAGUUGGAAUAGUAAAAUAAGGUGACAUUGGUUCUUCAAUAGCUUGAGAUGUAAAUCUAGGAUAUAGCCAAAUGAAGUGAUUUUGUUGAUAUGUUAUAUCUAUCUAUAUAAAUUACAUAUUAUUUUUAUUCGUAAAUAUGAAAAAAUACCACUUAAUUUUAAUAUAAUAAGUAACGAAUAAAAAAAAAUAUUUAUGUGGAUAUCAAAAUUAGAACAGAUAGAUCUUUUUAUUAAAAAAAAAAAAACAAUUUUUGUUUACUUCGCAAUUGUUCGACUAGUUUAAAACUGCAUAGUAAAAUGCAUAAAUUACUACAAUUGAGUAUGACUCACUACAGUCAUUAUCUAAAAGUUGAUUUUUUUCAUGUAGUAACAUUUUUAUAUGAUGUGACAUGAUUCUAUAUAUAUGAUAGUGUUACAAGCCCGUAUGCAAGUUUGUGGUAAUCCACCAUUAGCUUAGGUAUUGUUUAAAACAUUCCAAAUUGAUAUGUAGGCUAAAUUAUUGUUACUAAAUAAAAGAUGAUUCAAAAUAUUGAUUCCUUGUUGUUUUUGAUAAAUAAAAAAAAAAUAAUAACAAAAAAGCAUCAGCAUAUUUUUUCUAAUUUUAAAAUGUAGAUAUUGUGUUAUUAAAAAUCACAAGGAACAAUAACAAGUUUGCAUUUAAGUUUGCAAUCUACUUGGGAGUGAAUGUGAUAGCAAUAUGUAUCCCUGUCCCUCUCUCUCUCUCUCUGUAUCAUAAUGCUUUUUACCAUCCGAUAUCGUUUUCCAAAUUCAAAUCAUCUUUAUUUAAAUAGACUUGUUUACUUGUUUUUUUUUUUUUAAUUUAGUUUUUUUUAUCUAUGCCUGAAUACUAUAUUUUAUUUUUCUUUGUCUUUUAUUUAUUAAUUUCACGUUUGUAUUUUAAACUAACAAAUUUAAAGCUCUAUUUAUAGUCACUUAAUAAUUGAAUUCCGUGAAUAAUAUUAAGGACUGAAUUCUCUCAGUUCUCAGAAUUCUAAAAUAAGACUUAAGUCCGGAGUUCGGGUCGGAAUGAUAUUUUCUCAAGAUCAAUAACGAGCAUGCGACUCUUUUGGUGUUGUAGGCGUUCGUAGACUAUGAUAACUAUCCGACUAGACGUAUGCACGUACAAUUUUUUUAUGAUAUAUUUUUUAUUUUUGAUAGACUUUAGUUUAUAAUUGAUGUCACUAUUUCAUUUUCGAAUAACUUCAAAAGGAAGGAGAUUUUCAAUACAGUUGUUGUUUAUUUUUAUGUUUGUCACCUCGUAACUCCAUCAUUUAGAAACUGAUUUAAUAAAUUCUUGUUAUAUCUGAAAGAAUAUGCUUAGAGAUUGGUCACAUAGAAACUUUAUCAAAUUCGGUCCAGUAGUUUAGUUUUGAAAUCAAAAUAACACAAAACACACAAUCUUGUAAUAUGACGUGUUUCCGCUAAGAAAGGAUUUUCGAAAAUUUCAACUUUAACCAACAAAAAGGGGAACACGACAUCACGCGGGCACAGCCAUGAGAAAUAGCUAAUAUUAUAUAUAUAUAUUUAUAUUAUUCUACUUAUACAACUGUAUCGUUAUAUUUGUUAAUUGUCUUGCUUAUUCCCUAUAUAUAUUUAUACACACACACA
Galleria mellonella (greater wax moth) is the source of this 4255-nucleotide messenger RNA. RefSeq names its product homeobox protein orthopedia-like. The transcript is spliced from 8 exons. The record is from RefSeq and is a predicted model, not a curated record. Bases 504 to 1481 code for a protein of 325 amino acids. Gene Ontology annotation, molecular function: DNA-binding transcription factor activity, RNA polymerase II-specific; DNA binding. Lineage: Eukaryota; Metazoa; Arthropoda; Insecta; Lepidoptera; Pyralidae. Gene Ontology annotation, biological process: regulation of DNA-templated transcription; neuron differentiation.